AUGGCGCCAACUGUGAAAUACAUGGGCAUGUACGAUUUCGUGCCUUCCAAAGCAGUGGCAAUUGUGUUUGCAAUAUUGUUUCUCAUAACUACGCUACUUCACCUUUUCCAGCUCAUCCACAAAAGGAUAUGGUUCUACAUCCCAUUCUUCAUUGGAUGUUUAUCCCAGACGAUGCAGAGAGCGAAGUCCGCAACGCAGUAUCCUGAUUACGAUCUCGGUCCUGAAGUCAUUCAAUACAUCCUGAUCCUUGUUGCCCCUGCUUUACUCGCUGCCAGUAUUUACAUGGAAUUUGGUCGCUUGGUCAUCAUGACCGACGGAGACAGGUUAUGCUUCAUUCGCCGAACGUGGCUCACUAAGAUCUUCGUCAUCGGCGAUAUCGUAUCAUUUUUGGCGCAGUUCAGUGGUGGCGCAAUGCUCGCGAACGAUGCUACUGCCAGCAAAGGACAAAGCAUCAUGAAGGUCGGCGUCGUUGUCCAGCUUUUAUUUUUUGGCGUCUUCAUCGCCACGAUCAUCGUUUUCAACAUGCGGCUGUCUAAACAAGGCUCGAGGACAAAGCACAUUGUGCCCUGGAAGAAGCACAUCGUCGCGCUAUAUAGCACUGGGUUAUUGAUUUUGAUCCGAUCGAUUUUUCGACUCAUCGAGUUUGUGGAGAGCACAGAUGGCCCGCUAAGCAGGCACGAGUGGCUUUUGUAUGUAUUCGAUGCGGUUGUGAUUCUCAUAUCGUGUGCGAUAUUGAAUUAUAUCCAUCCUGGGGAAAUUAAAAGGUAUAUUGAAGCGGUCCAGUCUCCUAUCGGAGGAUUUGAGAUGGGCAGUAGACACGAUCAUGGAGCUUUAUACACAUCGAUGGAGGAAUGA
Messenger RNA from Penicillium waksmanii, 855 nucleotides. Its product is annotated as RTA1 domain-containing protein. Gene Ontology annotation, cellular component: membrane. The record is from RefSeq and is a predicted model, not a curated record. Bases 1 to 855 code for a protein of 284 amino acids. The transcript is spliced from 4 exons. Lineage: Eukaryota; Fungi; Ascomycota; Eurotiomycetes; Eurotiales; Aspergillaceae.